AGUUUUAAGUCCACGUUUUCCCCCUCCACGCAACUAAGGAUAAUGCAUAAUGGUCCCCAAACAAUGUCCAGAGCCAUUCUUUCAACUACUCCUACUAUGAGAAGCUCACUGCAGUAGCUUUCUUCACUCUCUCCUCUUCCAUCUUCAUCAGGUUUCCUGCAGCAAUUCCGGCUCAGCUUCUGGGGGAAUAAAUGCUGAGGCUGAACUUGUACUGCUCUCUAGUGCCUGGUCCAAGACAAUCACCGUUAGUCAAGACUGGAAUCAGCAGUUUUGAUUCAUGGGUAAUUGGGUAUCACAGAGCACAGAAGCUACCUCAGAGGAUCAAUGCAAAGGCUGUAAAAGAUGAGAUGGAUGGAGGCACAAGAGGAUUACCCAGUCCGAGUUGGGACCCGGGGCUCGAAGUCGAGGUCCCUUUCGAGCAAAGGCCGGUUAACGAGUAUUCAUCCCUGAAAGAUGGUGGUUUAUAUUCAUGGGGCGAACUGAGUCCAGGUUCAUUUUUCCUGCGUCUAGGAGGUCUCUGGCUGGUGACUUUCACUGUUCUUGGGGCGCCAAUUGCAGCUGCAAGCUUCAAUCCUUCAAGGGAACCUCUACGAUUUGCGCUUGCAGCUGGAACGGGGACCCUUUUUCUUGUGUCACUAAUUGUCCUGAGAAUUUACCUGGGAUGGAGCUAUGUUGGUGACAGACUUCUAUCAGCUGUGAUACCUUAUGAAGAGACCGGAUGGUAUGAUGGACAAAUGUGGGUAAAGCCACCUGAGAUCCUGGCUCGGGACAGAUUGUUGGGCUCAUAUAAGGUCAAACCAGUCAUCAAAUUGCUGAAACAAACGCUAGUCGGAACAGGGGCAUUACUCGUUUCAGCCGUCAUGUUAUUUAUCUUUGCUACCCCGGCAGAGGAUUUCAUUCAGAACACUUUCGGAACACCAAUUCCGGCAUCCAAGAACAGCAAAUUCAACUUAAGAAAGGAGGAGCUGCUAAGGUUACCAGUGGAGGUGAAGGCUGACGAUGAUCUAGCAGCAGCUGCUGCUGAGGCUGCAGAUGGAAGGCCGGUCUACUGCAGAGAUAGGUUUUAUCGUGCAUUAGCAGGUGGCCAGUACUGCAAAUGGGAAGACCUAGUGAAGUAGUACUUCAAGAGGAAAGGAAACGCAUCGAAUCACUUUCACAUUUCAAGUCAUCUGCAUACAUGCUUCAUUAUCUGUAAUCGAGAAAGUCUACGUGCACAGAUUUGUAUGCAUAAGAUCCAGACACACGUGUCCGGAACUGUUUGAUGCACUUUGGUCUGCAUAGAGAGGGGCCACAUGCAUGAGCUAGUUUCGGAUAUAUAUCUGUGUGUUCAGAUUUUUCCACACAAAUUUGUACAUGUAGCAUUACCCAACCUCACAUUUACUGUGUGAUAUCCACGUGCAACUGUCCAAAUCUACGUGUUUCCAUCUGUAUCCGUAAGCAUUGCUCCUAGGGUUAAAGGAAAUUCAAUAUACUCACUAGUCACUACUUCGUCA
This is a messenger RNA of Rhododendron vialii, 1493 nucleotides long. Its product is annotated as protein CONSERVED IN THE GREEN LINEAGE AND DIATOMS 27, chloroplastic. The record is from RefSeq and is a predicted model, not a curated record. Bases 192 to 1118 code for a protein of 308 amino acids. NCBI's taxonomy places the organism in Eukaryota, Viridiplantae, Streptophyta, Magnoliopsida, Ericales, Ericaceae. The transcript is spliced from 7 exons.